Molecule: messenger RNA, 990 nt
Organism: Microthlaspi erraticum
Lineage: Eukaryota; Viridiplantae; Streptophyta; Magnoliopsida; Brassicales; Brassicaceae
Source: the annotation of a GenBank genome assembly
AUGGGACGUGAGGAGCAAGGAAGGACUUGGUGCAUGGACGCAGCUCAACUGGAUACGCAAAGGAAGAAGGAGGAAGCCAUCUUGAAGACCAGCUCGACCACCUACUCGACCAACCGGUCGAGUUCCUCAACUCGACCGGCCAAGCUUCAACUCGAUCGAGCUGAGAAGUCAAAGUCAAACCCGAAAAAUGUGUAUGCGAACUCGAUGGAGUCGGAUGAGAAAUUGCGUAAAGAUGUCAAAUCGUUGAAUGAGAAGUUGGAUAAGCUUAUCUUAGCUCAGUCCACAAUGAAGAAGGUCAAUUUUGUGUCUACUGAAGAGAUGGAACCAGUCCAAGAAAGGGAGGAUACACAAUUUGCUGAAGUGUGCUACAUGAGCAAUGGGCAAGGAGGUUACAACAAAGGCUACUAUAAUUACAAGUCCAACUCAGCCAUGUCAUACCGAAACACUGAUGUUGCUAACCCUCAGGACCAGGUCUAUCUUCAACAACAGCAAGCUCGAUCGAGUCAAGCCCAACAACAUGGGUAUGGUCCUAAAAACAACUACCAAGGCCCUCAAGGGACUUUUCCUAGUCAGAAAUUGCUUCAGGGGCAAGCUGAUGGUGUAGUGGACACAAGCAAAAAACAUCUACCUGGUAAGGCCAUUCAGAACCGCAAGGAACAGUGCAAGGUCAUCUUCACUCAAGAAGGUCUUGAUGAAGAAGAGGAUCAAGAGAGAGUCAUGGAAGAGUUUUGUUUGUUGUUGCAUGACGAGGAGAUUGUUGUUGAUGAGGCUCCUGGAGUCCAGUUUGAUCAAGUUGAGGUGCAAGUACCUACUGUAGCCUUUCAAACUUCACCAGUUGAGCUCGCAGAACAAGCUCGAUCGGCAGCUCGAUCGAGUCGAAAUUUAGCUCGAUCGAGUCAGACACCUUCUGUCCUCAAGCUGAUUUUGCUUGAUCCUUACCAGCCAGUUGAUACAUCAUCAGGCCGCCUACUCAUUCAAAGCCAUAAGUAA